UCUGAAGCGGAGCUGCUGGCUGCUGCUGAGCCGUUUGGCGGUGCGCUCGCUCCAGACCCCGGGCUCCCUCUCUCCCUCCCUCUCUACUGUACUCGGGGCUCGCCUUCCAGGGGACCCACCUCCACACAUGCCCGCGUCCCCAGCGCCGCUGGCUCCCCGGGGAUUCCUUGCGCCGCUCGCUCGGCCGGCUCUGCGGGCCGGCAUGAAGUUGACUCAGAGCUAGAGGAGCGCCGCGGUGGAGGAGGCGGAGGAGGACCGGAUCCCGGAGCAGGAGCGCGGAGCAGGCGGCCAGCCCCUCUCGGAGCUUUCCGGUUCUGACCACAUGGUGCAAAGCCUCGACUGACCUGCGGCUCCUGCAUACAGACUUACUACUGUGGCUCGGCGUGGGCGUGCUGACCUGAUGGUGUAACCGGAGUAAAGAUGAGCAUUAGCAGCGAUGAGGUCAACUUCCUGGUCUACAGAUAUCUGCAGGAGUCAGGGUUCUCCCACUCGGCGUUCACCUUCGGCAUAGAGAGCCACAUCAGCCAGUCCAACAUCAACGGCGCCCUGGUUCCGCCCGCCGCCCUCAUCAGCAUCAUCCAGAAGGGUCUGCAGUACGUGGAGGCCGAAGUCAGCAUCAAUGAGGACGGCACGCUGUUCGACGGCCGGCCCAUCGAGUCGCUGUCCCUGAUCGACGCCGUGAUGCCGGACGUGGUGCAGACCCGGCAGCAGGCCUACAGGGACAAGAUGGCGCAGCAGCAGGCCGCCGCUUCGGCGCCGGCGUCGACCGCCGGGGGCGGCAUCGCCAGCAACGCCAAGAACGGCGACAACACUGCCAACGGAGAGGAGAACGGAGCGCACACCUUAUCCAAUAACCACGCCGACCUGAUGGAGGUGGACGGAGACGUGGAGAUCCCUCAGAACAAGGCCAUGGUGCUGCGGGGCCACGAGUCGGAGGUCUUUAUCUGUGCCUGGAACCCCGUCAGUGACCUGCUGGCCUCAGGCUCUGGUGAUUCCACGGCCCGGAUCUGGAACCUGAGUGAGAACAGUACGAGCAGCUCCACACAGCUGGUGCUGAGACACUGCAUACGAGAGGGAGGACAAGACGUCCCCAGCAACAAAGACGUCACCUCACUGGACUGGAAUAGUGAGGGCACGCUGUUAGCGACGGGCUCCUACGACGGCUUCGCCAGGAUAUGGACGAAAGACGGUAACCUGGCCAGCACUCUGGGUCAGCACAAAGGGCCCAUCUUUGCACUUAAGUGGAAUAAGAAAGGCAAUUUCAUCCUGAGUGCAGGAGUGGACAAGACAACAAUCAUAUGGGACGCUCACACAGGAGAAGCCAAGCAGCAGUUUCCCUUUCACUCAGCUCCGGCGCUGGACGUGGACUGGCAGAGCAACAACACGUUCGCCUCCUGCAGCACGGACAUGUGCAUCCACGUCUGUAAGCUGGGACAGGACAGACCCAUCAAGACAUUCCAGGGACACACAAAUGAAGUAAAUGCAAUCAAGUGGGAUCCUACGGGCAACCUGCUGGCCUCCUGCUCCGACGACAUGACGCUCAAGAUCUGGAGUAUGAAGCAGGACACCUGCGUCCACGACCUGCAGGCCCACAGCAAAGAGAUCUACACCAUCAAGUGGAGUCCCACCGGCCCCGGAACCAACAACCCCAGUGCGAACCUCAUGCUCGCCAGCGCCUCCUUCGACUCCACGGUCCGGCUCUGGGACGUGGACCGAGGCAUCUGCAUCCACACGCUCACCAAACACCAGGAGCCGGUCUACAGCGUGGCGUUCAGCCCCGACGGGCGGCACCUCGCCAGCGGCUCCUUCGACAAAUGCGUGCACAUCUGGAACACACAGACGGGCGGGUUAGUCCACAGUUACAGAGGGACGGGGGGGAUCUUCGAGGUCUGCUGGAACGCAGCGGGGGACAAAGUGGGAGCCAGCGCGUCGGACGGAUCGGUUUGUGUACUAGACCUGCGGAAAUAGUGCUGCUGUUGGCUGGAAGCCAUGGACCGACCAUGAAUGUGUACAUAGCCAAAAUGACUGUCCCUGCCUGCCCUGCGCGCUGCGCACGCUCACGGCCCGCCGCCCGCCCGCGGACAGGCAGCAGCAGGCCCGGAACAGGAAGCCCACGCAGCAGGUCCAGGCCCGGGACGACCCGACGGACGGACGGACGGAGGAACGGGCGGACGGACGGACGGACGGAGGCAUCCCUCCACAUCUGUGCAGACUCUGAGAGAGAAGCAGAAAACAAACUGACAGACAAAAAAAAGACAACAAACAAGUAUCAGAUCCGUAUAUGUACCAAAAUUUGGACGCUGUUUUUUUAAUUUUCUUUUCGUUCUUUUUUUUUUUUCUCCAAUCUUUCAAAUCCAUUACUCGUCAUCGUCAUCAGGAAACCACAGAGAGAAAACAAAUCUCAUCCUGACCUGCAGACAUAUCAGCUCCUCCACCAAGGCACUUAAUGUCCUUUUUUAAAGCUCCAUUUCUCUUGUUUUUAUAUUUUUUAAUCUUUCAGAGGGACGGUGGGGGAUGGGGGAGGUCAGAGUUAGGCCGAGUACACACAGACACACACACACACACACACACACACACACACACACACACACACACACACACACACACACACACACACACACACACACACACAGAACCUCGGGACAGAGCGUGGACGCUGCUUCUGGUCCUGGGUGAAGAUGCAGUGGAGAACGCUGACUGUUGCCUCCACUUCUGUGAAAGUACGCUCUGAAAUCACGUCUCCACGCCCGAUUGGAUUCCGCCUCAAACGCCAGUCUCGAGUCAGGUGUUCUGGAAAACGUCUCUGGAUGUGAAGCUCAGAGGGCCGAGCCAAUGAAAACCUCACCGUAUCAACAUCGCCCACGCGUACAGGAAGUCCUUCAGAGCAGCUGAGUGUCCCACGGGCGCUGUGUGACAUGCCGGUUAAAAACCACAGAGCAGUCAAGAACGACUGAUAUCACUGAAUUCCACCAAUACCUGCUGUGUAAUGGAGUAUAGCGCAGGCGUCUGUGUUGUAGCGCCGUUAUUUCUCAGUGGCGUCGGUUCAGCUGUGGCCGUUCAGUUUGUCGGUCGUGCACUUUUCCAAUCGGAGCCACACGGCGGUGAGAAACUUCCCCGAUUAAUCCCAGAAAUGUGACUUGCGCGGCGGUUACUUCGAAAAAGCACUUUUUUUGUCGGAUCGAAGUCGUAACCUGAAACGACGGAGCUUUAUUUUCAACCUGCUACACCAAAGAAACAUCCCGACUCUGAUCAGAACGCCGCAGCGAGCGGCUUUUGUUUCUCUUUUGUAACCAUGUGGCUUUAUCGUCUCCUGCAUCGAACGCUAAAGGUCAGAGGUCGCGUGGAGCGCAGUAACUUCCAGUCUGAUCAGAUCCCAGUGUUUACAUGGCGAGAUGCUGAUCACAUCCGACCGGAUUUGGCUCGAUUAUCAAAUCACAGUUUUUUAAAAGGAGGAAUUUUAUUGGUUAGAAAGAUGUUUUAAAAAAAGCCAAAGUGAGACAUCGGAUUCCUGAGGUCUGGUUUACACCACGUUUCAGGUGAAAACGCUCCGGGAGGAGCUGCGUUUUCCCCCGUUUCCGUGGAGACGGAGCAUUUUCAGAAAGGUCCACCUUGAGAGCCGUUUGCGGUGGAAGGUGAGCGUUGUCAGGUGAACCGACCUUCCAUGAAAGUUUUGCGUUUUCACUUGAAGAAGCCUGAAAGGAGGAACCAGUGUUUUCCCCUCGUAGCACUUAAACCGCCGGCUUCUCAGGACGGCCCGUGUCGUUUUGUCCUAGUGGAGCGGAAGUUGUUGACGGCUUCUCCGCCUCGUGUGGAUCAAAUGACCACGACUGAAGGUUGUGGCUGUCGGUUUGUCCCCCGGUUCGAUUCCCCCCCCCCGGUGUGCUCGCCUCGCUUUCUUUGGCUGGACCCUUUUGGACGUUUCAUCCCGGCAGCAGCUGCACGACUCGUCCCUCUGAGAUAUUUUUAUAAUCUAGAUUUUCUAAACUAUUUUUUAAUAACGCGGCCACCCCAAAUUUUCCCUGCGGCAGGAAGUGGAGGGCUCCAGUCUGGCGGGGGUCGAAGGUCAAACGCUGCGUCUCUCCUCUGCACCCUCCUAAACUCCACGAGACAUUUUCCACUCUUCUGACAGAAACGCAGAGGUUCCAUUCUUUGUGCAGUUUGUUUGUGGAGCUGAUGGUUGGAUGGCGGCGCGUCGGCCGCCUGCCGGUUUGCCCGUGGGCGGCGCCAACGGUUGACCCUGAAAUGUAACGCUCGCCGAGCCACGGCCCCGAAGACGCCUCGGCCGGGGAGCGGCUUCCCGGACGAGCAAAUCACCACUAAAUCUGUCAAAUAUGUUUUAAUAAAGAAUUGUUUUACUUUUUCUUUUGCUUGAAUCUCUUCGGGAGUGCCGGCCCCCGAGCGGGGGUUCCUCCGCAGUCUGAGCUGAAAAAUGUGAAGUGAAACAAAAACACAAACUUGUUUUAUAAGCAGGAAUGGGCUUGUUCAGAUCUGACUUUUCAUUGCUGCAUUGCAUUAUUGAUGAAACUGUUGCCAGAAAACAUUGCACAAUGUCAACAUUUAUAUUCAAGAUUUAUAUUAAAUUUGUCAAAAUAAUUUUUUUAUUUUUAUAUUUUAGUUAAUUUCAGACAGCUCAAAGUAUGAUUGAAAAAAUAUUAGGUUUCAUAACCAUAUAUUUUGGACAUUUUAACCUUUAAAUAGCCAAAUGUGUUAAAACAGUUCAUUGAAAAAUUGCAUGAAAUGCCAACCUCAAAGCAAUUUGUGAACUGUUAGCAUUCGUCAGACUGAAAACUUUAUAAAAGUUAAAGAAAUAUUGAACCAAUUACAAAUAAACGGUUCAUGUUACAACCACGUUUAUCGUAAUAUAAUAUAUAUUCUGAAAAAUAAGAGCACCAAACAUUCUGAAAACAAUUAAAAUGUUGUUAAGCCAAAUCAGCACAACAUGAAAUAAAAUCAAUAAAAAGAUGUAAAACUAUAAAACAAAUAUUGCCAAACUUCACUACGUUUUCAGUAUGAUGCUAAUCUGUGGUAUUUCCCUCUGUCAGGAGUUCUACACAUUUUUAUUUCAAAACCAAUCAGUCAACAUGAACUUGUGUUUUUCUGGAGAAACUUAAGCAUGCUCAGCAAAUACAUAUUUAUUUUAUAGUGAAUUUAGUUUUUCAAACACAAACGUAAAUGUCCUGAGACUGACGCAAUCGGCAAACUCUCACCUGCUUUUCAAACAAGUUUCUGAAGGGAAAGGUUCUGUUCUCAGUGGUUCUUCCUGCCUGAGGCUGGAGCUCCUCUGAAGUUCCUCUGAGACGCCGUUUACGCCACCUUUCAAGUGAAAAACUGUUUUUUUGAGUUUUUAUUUCAGGAAAGUUUCACGUUUACACAGAAAUGUUUUGAAAACAAUGUCUGUCUACACGGAAACGGCAGAAAUGAUGAAAAAGUUGUAGUUUUCAUGUUGUGCCAUGAGUUUGCGCCGUUUGCUUUGGUAAAGAAACACACACACACACACACACACACACACACACACACACACACACACACACAGAAAAACACCAUCAAGAUUAACAGUAGCAAGCAAAUGGACGUAGGUGUGGAAACCAUCUUCAGAAAGUUGAGCGUUUCCCCCCGUUUCCAUGGGGACGGAGCAUACUCUGAAAGUUGUGUUUACACCCGUUGCCAUGGAGAUGGAGACAUUUUUCCAACAUUUCCAGCAGGGGAGUGGUUUGAUAGUCCUCAGUUGCCCUGAGCGCCGUUGUCGUGUGAACGCAGCAGAGGUUUUCUGUUUUUACUUGAAAACGGCUCGAGGCAGCUCCAAUCUCUGGACGAGGACUUAACGAGAUUUAACAGAAGAUUCACCAAGUGCAGAUUAUCUUUGAGAACUUUGUUACUCAGACAACACAACUCGACACAACCUUGAUUUCUUAUUUUAUUUGUCCCGUGCGCUAUCUGGCUUCACUCUGGAGUCUGUCACCAAAUCCUUCCUCAAAGAGCGGCUCAGCUUCUGACAGACGUUUCCUCUCCUGACCUCCUCUUUCUGUCUCCUCGCGGUUUUUGAAUGAACCUGUACGUUGAGCUCUCCAGCAGGUGACCCCUCCGAUGCCGCCGCCGCCGCCGCCACCGGGUGUGUAUCUCGUGGGUCGGCCUUUCUGUGGCCCGACCCAGCAGCUCCCCCAGCUCCAGGCUUUCUAUUCUGUUUUAUUCUGCUCUCAUCACCUUCAUCUGUCACCAGUUCAAGUCAGAUCAGUGGAAAUUAAAUUCAGAAUAAAAUAUAUUUUGAUAAGA
Molecule: messenger RNA, 6270 nt
Organism: Salarias fasciatus (jewelled blenny)
Lineage: Eukaryota; Metazoa; Chordata; Actinopteri; Blenniiformes; Blenniidae
Gene: tbl1xr1a
Product: TBL1X/Y related 1a
Exons: 16
Coding region: 421-1968 (515 amino acids)
Biological process (GO): regulation of transcription by RNA polymerase II
Cellular component (GO): histone deacetylase complex
Molecular function (GO): protein binding; transcription corepressor activity
Source: RefSeq, a predicted model, not a curated record